Molecule: messenger RNA, 1838 nt
Organism: Durotheca rogersii
Lineage: Eukaryota; Fungi; Ascomycota; Sordariomycetes; Xylariales; Xylariaceae
Exons: 5
Coding region: 508-1722 (404 amino acids)
Source: RefSeq, a predicted model, not a curated record
UACAUGAUAGCUCAGGAGAUUUAACCCUACCGCACUACUGCCAGGGGGAAAUGCCUCUCAGUUCAGGCUAUAACUGCUUGCAUCAGACAAGGGGCCUGUCUCUUUUUGGGGAUUGAUCACAUUGGCACGAGCCUCUCAGUGCUCCUCCGAAUCUAGCAUACCGAUGGCGAAAAGGACAAGACGUUGGGAAAAUUUUUGCACGACGUCGUAUACAUAUAGAAUAUCCUGCGGGGUGCUGUCUUCUUCCAUGUACAGAGCCGUUUCUACCAUGGCGUGCAAAACCCCCCUGGCAUGCCACUAGCACAUCAACCCAUGGUUUCUUCCUGUGGUUCUAUAUAUCUCUGCAUCGAACAACAAAACCAGCGAGUAUUGAUCGCCAGCCCCUUACUCGACCCAAACCAACUCCGGUCUGUUCUAUAUAAAUGAUCUAGAGUUACCCUCGCAGGACGGGGCCCGGAGUCAUUCAUUCCUUUUUACGACGGUCACGACGACGACGGUAUAGCGAUAAUGGAUCUGAUCCCCUUACUCCCCAAGGAACAGCAAGAGGCGCUGCUGAACGGGCCGGCCCUCGCGCCUCCCGACGGCGUCACCCCCCAGUUUGAUAAUCCCCCGAACAACAACGGGCUAGGUUACGCCGUUCUCACCUUGUGCACGGCUAUCGCCACGAUAUGUCUUCUCAUUCGCGGCUAUGCCAAGAUAGUUCUCUAUGGCAAGGUGAACAUUGAAGAUUGCAUGAUUUUCGUCACAUAUGGAAUCUUCCUGGGAUGGAUCACAUUUACGUACCUGUUCGCCGCGAACAUCGGGUAUUUUGUUCAUCAAUGGGAUCUCCGGCUGAGGGACAUGAUUACGCUUGCGUUUUAUGCCCAUUAUGCCGGCGUCCUCUAUUCGAUUGGCCUGCCACUUAUCAAGAUGGCCAUCUUGAAGGAGUGGGUCCGGCUGCUGGUCCCUCGCGGCACGAGGAACGCCUUCAUGUGGUGCUGCUAUGCCCUGAUGGCCAUGCAGUCUAUGGUCCUUAUCGCAUUUCCGUUCGCCCUAUGCUUCGUCUGCAUCCCGUACGAGAAGAUCUGGGAUUUCACGCUGCCGGGGAAAUGCAUUGUGAAGGGUGAUGUCGAGGUUGCCGCGGCUGCGGUUCAUCUUACCUCGGAUGUCCUAAUGUUGAUCCUCCCUCAGAAGGUCAUCUGGAGCUUGCAGAUGUCGCUGAGGAACAGAUUCGGUGUUUCCGUCUUCUUCUCUCUGGGUCUGCUGGCUUGCAUCUCGGCGGCUUUCCGACUAUCCGUUACGUUGUCUUACACCAGUGUCGUGGACGUGUCAUAUGUCGGAGGAUCCGUGCUCUUCUGGGCCACAGCAGAAUUGACUUGCGGCUUUAUCGUUGCGUGUCUGCCCUCGAUGCCGAAGAUUCUUAAGGAGACGGGAGCUCUCGCCGCGAUGAAGAAGGGACUGAAGUCAGUGGUGGGAUUGAAAAACACGACACUGAAGAGCAACACCAAGGGUACCACGGCAUCCUCCAACCCGACCAGCACUUACCGGAAGAUUGACGAGUUCGGGGUUCCGAUGAAGGAUCUCCAGGCGUCGGAGUCGACCGAACAGCUUCGAGACGACGAUAAGCACGAGGCCGGGAUCGUCCGCACUACCCGCGUUACCGUCGAGCAGGAAUAUGCCAGCGAUGCCCAGGGCAAGGUGCUGGGUCACAAUGACUACUGGCGGGAUCAGAAUCGGGUGUAAUUCGUCCGAACGCGACGCGAGAUGUAACGGAUUUGUCUCGCCUACGUAUAGCUCAGGAAUCCUUUUUAACUAUUUAUUUGGUCCGGUAUACCCGCGUUCGGCCGCGCGAUGUCUUC